AUGAAGGAUCGUGAUUUUCACCAUCGUAAAGCCGUGAAAACCAAUUCUGCUUUUCACUGGGCUCGCUAUAGAAAGUUAAGAAAUAGGGUCAAUCGUGAAGUCAAGGCAGCAAAAUCCAAGUAUUAUUGUGACUUGAUUUCAGAGGCUAAAGGGGAUUCAGGAAAGAUCUGGAAGGCGGUGAAUGAGGUGUCUUCGCGCAAGACUAAAUCCUCGAGCCCACAAUGUAUCGUAGUUGAUGGUGUUGAACACACCACCCCAGCCUCUAUUGCAUCCGUGCUCAACUGUUAUUUCUCAUCCAUUGGCAGAAGUCUUGCAAAUAAAAUAUCAGCUGCUGCUAUGUUCCCAGUCAGAUCGGCCACGAUGCUACAGUCUUUCUCGCUUGACGAAGUUGAUGAAAAAACAGUACUCAAGCAUCUGCUUUCUCUAAAGACAAAUAAAGCUAUUGGCUUGGACAACAUCAGUGCGAGACUUUUAAAGUGUGGCGCGCGUGCUAUUUGUCCCUCGAUCACCAAGUUACUGAAUCUCUCUAUUCGCACUGGCAAUUUUCCUGAAAUAUGGAAAUGCUCGAAAGUGGCUGCACUUUUCAAAACUGGAGAUAGGAGAGAUGCGUCAAAUUAUCGCCCAAUUUCUAUUCUGCCAACAAUGAGUAAAAUUCUGGAAAAAAGUCGUCCAUUCCCAAUUCUAUGACUUUCUGAAUUCAAAUAAUCUCCUUUCAAGCAAACAAUUUGGCUUCCGUCCCAAACUGUCUACAACAUCGGCUCUCACCAGUUUUGCAGAUGAGGUCCUAUUGCAUAUGGAGAGUGGAGAACUGUGCGGUGCAGUGUUCCUAGAUCUGACCAAGGCAUUCGAUACCGUUGACCAUACGAUCUUGCUAUCUAAAUUGUCGGCUAUCGGUGUCUCGCCCAGCACUCUACAGUGGUUCAAGUCUUACCUGAAUCAUCGUAAACAGCGGACUGCCUGUAGCGAUGCUGUGUCUGACCCUCUCCCGAUGACCUUUGGGGUGCCACAGGGGAGCAUUCUAGGACCGCUUCUCUUCUUGGUUUAUAUUAAUGACCUUCCGCUGGUUAUAAAGAAUUGCGAAGUGACUUUGUAUGCUGAUGACACGGUCCUGUACUACUUUGCUAAAGAGCCACACCUGUUAGAAGAGGCACUGAAUGAUGAUCUCUUGAAAGUUGCCCAGUGGUUACAUGGAAAUAAGUUAACUUUAAAUCUUACUAAGACGAAAUCCAUGAUUAUAGGCAGUAAUAGGAAACUUGUUGGUAUUUCCUCUUUCACGUUAUCUAUUUUUGACACUGAUAUAAAUUCUGUAAGUAGUUUUAAAUAUUUGGGAGUUAUGUUGUCUUCAACUUUCACAUGGUCCGACCAUAUUGAGUAUAUUUCAUGUAAGGUUAAUAAAAACCUUGGUCUUCUACGUAGGAUUAAGUAUUAUUUACCUUAUGAUGCCCGGUUACUUUUUUAUAAUAGCUUAGUGCUACCUAUUUUUGAUUAUGCUGAUUUAGUCUGGGGUGACAAGGACAAUGUCUCACUUAUGAAGGAAUUGCAAAUUCUCCAAAACAAAGCAGCUAAAUUGAUAUUAGAUAGAUCACCUCACCCUCAUCCACCGAUGCUUUGA
Molecule: messenger RNA, 1612 nt
Organism: Porites lobata
Lineage: Eukaryota; Metazoa; Cnidaria; Anthozoa; Scleractinia; Poritidae
Source: the annotation of a GenBank genome assembly